AAAGGCCUAAACCCUGAUAAACACGGUGUCGAGCGCCGACUGUGCCGCCACUCUUGUUCUCGCCUCCAUUGCCAUUCUCCUCCCAAACCAUGAAGGGAGGUCAAACCUACGUCUCGUCUCCUCCUUCCUUCUCCAACGACGGCAAGCGCCUCCUCGUUUGCAGCGGCUGCUCCGUCGCCGUCUUCAGCACUGCCACCGCCUUGCAGGUUUCCGCUUUGGAAGGCCACACCGCCGCCGUCACCUCCAUCGUCGUCGUCCCUGCUCCCAACAGCGUUCUAAGCUACUGCUGGACCUCUUCUCUCGACGGAACCAUUCGCUACUGGGACUUCUUCCUCUCUGAAUGCAUCAAAACACUUGACCUUGGCUUCCCUAUUUACUCCAUGGUGAUACCUGCAAUAUUAUCCCCACCAGAAGAAAACAAUGCAAGGCAGCCUAAUGUUUUUGCCUAUGUGUCUGUUCAAGAUGAGAAUGCCCAAGAUAACCGGCCCAAACCUCGUCGUGGACAGAUCAGGAAGUGUAACUUGACAAACUAUCAUGCUAUCAGCAACCAUAUCUUGAAAGAGACUGAACGGCCAGAAUCUUUGACCAUUUGUCCAUCUGGGAAAUUUUUGGGAAUAAAAGACAAGCGCAAACUUCAUAUAUGGAAAAUCCCUAAAAUGGAUUCUGAUUCUGCUGUGUUGAAGAAGAUUACCCUGCAUCAUACAAAGACCUUUACAGCUCUUGCAUUUCAUCCAACAGAGAGAAUUGUUGCUGCAGGUGAUGUAACAGGUAGAAUUUUAAUUUGGAGAGGAUUUGGUACUCACAAGUUUCAGGACAAUAGUGGACUGUUGAACACAAGAUCAAUGAAUGAUGAGGAAGAUAAGCCUGGGGUAAGGGAUAAUGAUGAUGCCGAAUCAUGCUCCACGUGGCAUUGGCACUCUGCUGGGGUGAGGCAUCUGUCUUUCUCUUCAGAUGGAGCCUACCUGUAUUCAGGUGGGAAGGAAGGAGUUCUUGUGUUAUGGCAGUUAGACACAGGGAAGAAAACAUUUUUACCUAGAAUUGGCUCUCCCCUUCUGUAUUUCGUCGAUUCUACAGAUCCUUCACUUUCCUCGAUAUCUUGUGCGGACAACCAAAUUCAUAUAUUGAAGACCCCUUCAAUGGAAAUAAUGAGGUCUAUUUCAGGGAUCAAGCCCCCUCCAUCUUCUCAAGAAAUAUCUGAAAGUCUUUCCAGCCGAGCUGCCUUUGACUGCAGUUCUGGUUUAGUGGCUGUACAAACAGAGAACUAUGGCAUCCAAUUCUACAGCUUGUUUGGAGAUCGUGGACUCUAUGAGGUUCAAGUCUGUGAAAGAAACCAUCAACCAGUUGAUGAGGUCACGGUGGUAGUGACCGUAGUGGAGCUGUCUGUUGAUGGUUCUAUAAUGGGUACUGUAGAAGUUAAGCUACCUGAAGAAGGAAUAGGAGGUCUUAUUUGCUUGAAAUUUUGGGAUUUAGAUUCAGAUAGCAAAAGAUUUUCAGUAUCUACCCUUAUUUAUGAACCUCACAGGGAUGCUCAUAUUUCUUCUGUUGCUUUCCAUCCAACCUGUCAUAUGGCUGUCAGCUCAUCUUAUGGUGGAGAUUUCAAGAUAUGGGUCUGCAAGGAAGAAAGUCAGCAGAAAGGCAAGAUGCUUCAGACUUCUAGUUGGAUGUGCCACGCUGUUGGGUCAUAUAAAAAUAAAGCAAUGAGAGCUGCUGCUUUUUCCGCUGAUGGUUCUGUGCUGGCAGUUGCAGCAGACACUGUUAUUACAUUGUGGGACCCUGAUAAGAAUGUGCUCAUUGCUGUUGUAGGAGAGACUCCAACGCCUAUUGAUCGGCUCAACUUUGCUGGAAAGUCAGAGUAUCUUCUUUCUGUAUCUCAUGGUUCAAAUCCACAGCUGUCUGUUUGGAGUUUGUCAAAGUUAUCUGCAUCUUGGUCAUACAGUCUUCAAGUAGAAGCUGUCUCCUGUUCAAUGGACUUAUCAUUUUUUGCCGUCCUUGCUCUCCUCCCCAAGUCAAACGAACGUACAUUUAGAAGUGAUGGAAUAAUCUUAUUAUUCAACGCAACAGAUCCUAUUCCUGUGGCUUCAUGGUCUGUAGCUAAGGCCAAAGGAGGGGGACUUGCUUUUAUUAAAGGAAAUUCAUCUGAGCUAGCAAUUACUGACGGGAAGCCAUUGCAAACACUGCUUGCGUAUAUAAAUGGAGAUCGUGAAUAUGUCCUCUUUGAUCCGAAUGACAAAGAGUCCUGUGAACGUAGUAUGAAUAGGCAGGAGGAUCUUGCUGCAUUUGAAGAAACAGGACAAAUUGGAUAUACAUCAAUUUAUGGGGAGUUACCCGCAUUCGAUUUCAAAAGGAACAAGGCUUCAUCGGUUUUCUCUGGUGCAUCAGAGAGGCCUUGGGAAACCAUAUUUAGUGGAUCAUCACAUAUGUUGCCACCCCUUACCAAAUUGUGUUCAGAAUUUUUGGAGUCCCUGCUAGAGAAAAGGACCACGACGGUAGAAUGACAUACCACAUACCAUGCCUGGAACUCAUUUGAAGGGAAUGAUAUAUUUUUUUUCUUCUUUUGAUACUACUCUUCUGUCAGCGGAGCUCGAGAGCCAUGAGGAUUCAGCUCAAAGUUGAGGUAGUUGUAUGUUCCCAUGAGACAGGUAUAGACACUGCCUACUGGCUGCGGUAUGUUGGGCUUGCAAGCACCAGAAAUUUUGCAUUUUAACAUGAUGGGAAAUGUUUGUCAAUUUAGCUGAUGCUGGGAGAAAUAGGGCAACAAAGAUUUCCUGCUUUAAGUUAGACGGCUUUGUAUACCUGAGAGGUUUUCUUUUCCCUUAGACUUUGCCUUGCUAGUUUACUUUUAGAUUAAUCGAAAUGAUGGACAUCAAUGAAUGUGGUUUGGCUUCAAAUUUUGGGAGGUAAGCUUGCAGGGUUGCAAUCUUACACACUUGUAAUCUAUGUGAAUGAGUCUAGCUGGUUUAACAGGGUUCAAUUGUAACACUAUUGAGUUGUGAUCUGAAAUAUAUAGUGCUUAGUUGUGUUCUGCAUUCUACACAA
This is a messenger RNA of Lotus japonicus, 3036 nucleotides long. RefSeq lists its product as uncharacterized. Bases 90 to 2495 code for a protein of 801 amino acids. The record is from RefSeq and is a predicted model, not a curated record. The transcript is spliced from 15 exons. Gene Ontology annotation, molecular function: protein binding. Lineage: Eukaryota; Viridiplantae; Streptophyta; Magnoliopsida; Fabales; Fabaceae.